CCAGGCUUCAGGCUCACUUGCUCUCCUGUACGUAUUCAACUUCGCUCAUACUUGCUCAAAGAACCUUUCUAAUUUGCAUUUCCUUACUGAUUGCAAACCACUUAAUUCGCCCUGCGUGCUAAUCAAAAAUAUCCCACAUUCACAUCGACUUUCCUCUUCCACGCAAAACACGACACAAGGCGCCACAAAGGAUACGUGGAGACGCUAGUCUCAAACACCAAGCAUGGCAUCUCACUUGCCACCUCAUCUCCAGAUCUUCACGCCGGAUCGAGCUCCGAAUCAGGAUUCCAAGUUUCAUCUCUUCCCUCUGCUUCCAAAAGAGCUACGCCAAAAGAUAUGGACGCAUGCGCUAGAUCGCCGGCGCAUCAUUCACCUAACCCUCCAUGAUACGGUUUACUCACAUCAAACGAAUGACGAUGUAGAAGGAACCACGACAUUUCCAGAGAAUGGCGAAACCUUCUGGCCGACUGCUGAUGGACAUCAAACUAUGAGCAAGUUAUUUCGCGUUAACAGUGACUCCAGACAAGCAGCCUUGAUGUUUUACCGCGUCCGCCUUCCGUGUAAGCUCAGGACCACUGGAGGACUCAUGAAAUGGGGGAUCCUUUACUUCAAUCCUGAACUUGACUUUCUUCGCAUCACGCCGAUAUUCUUGGUAAAGGACACUUUGUUCAAUUUUAUGUACCAUCUGAAGACCACGUACGAUCCCUACGGUGUUGGUCUCCUCAAUCUGGUAAUCACGGGGAACGACUUGACAGGCAAUGACUUCCGCCUUAUAGACCCAUCAGAUAUAGAUAGAGGAUCUAAGGUGGCUUUCACACAGAUUAUGACGAAUCUUCGCCAAGUCAUCUUCUACUCGGCAAUCCGAGUAGGCCGCCAGAUCCUAGGCUUCCAUAACGGGGUACCUACUUCAGAAAUAGUCUACAACCGGUCGUUUCCCAUCGAAGCCAAAGUACCAACGUUUGAGCGUCUACCCCGCGAUCCACGCACUAUUGGUCAAGACCUGAAGCACGUCUUUAUCGGCAUGAAUGAGAAUCGAAGUCAGAUACUCGUCUGGUAUCAAAUGCUGAAGGCAUGGGGCAUCUCCGCUCCUCAAAUCCAGUACAAGUGGCAUAUAGCAUUUCAACCACCGGAGUCGGAGCAUGUUCUAGAUUGCGCUUCAGCAAAUGCGUUCAUGCAGAAAGAAGAAGACAGAUGGAAUGGAGUUGAGCAGCCCGUACAUCCCAUGUUUGAAAGCAUUCGAGCUUCUGGCUACAAGUUCCCCGUCGGAGCGGAGAGCGAGAAAUACAAGGAUGAAGAUCUGGAGACCGCUGUAAAACCUGCCUUUGGCUUUUGGCUGUUUCCCGUUGAUGUGCUUGGGCCAGUGUAUGAAGAGGGAGUUUCUGAGGAGCAGGGCUUCAGACGCCCUGAGAUGCCACCAGUGUUAUGGGACUUUUCAGAGAAUUGGCCAGAGCUUUGGGUGGCGAACUUGCCGGACGGGGUUCCAAACGUUAGGGGAUUGGAUGACGGGCGUUGAGGAUGUCAGUUGAAGAUAUGAUCAAGCUAAAGGUUUCAAAAUCAAUAGCAAGUCAACGUCACUUCAAACAGUUACAUCCUGUAAUGAUGGAGGCCUGAUGACACUUAAGAUUAAUGCACGGGAUUUGUUUGCCGGAAACUUGAUACCCAACAUUGAUUAAAUAGGAGUUGCUAUUGUCUGCGCAGUCAAAGGCUCUACCGAUUGUGCCAUUGGCGUAGGCAUCGAUAAUAUUUUGCACAACGCCAUACGUGCCACCAAUAGUCAUAAACACGCCGAGCAGAAUCAAGAGCCAGUGCAACCAGUAAAUAAUAACUUGCUUCCAGUUGCCGGUGCGGUAAUAUCCAUGAUCGUGGAUCCAGAGGUAUCCGGGCAGCCCGAGAGCAAGUGGCCCAAACCCCAGCGUGCCGGCAAGGGCGACCAAAUAAUUGUAAAUGGGGAUGCCUGACGCAAUAAGAAACGAAACUACAGCCGUUCCAAACGUACAGGCGAACCAAGUGCACCAGUGCGUCCACGAGUUCUUUUGAAGAUGGUCCGAGCCUCGAAGGACGCGCACGAAAAGGUACUUGGCCGCCGUGUGGCAGUACAGCAUGCCGCUCACAAUCAGUCCAGUUAUACCAACACCAUAUGCCACCUUCUUGACAACAUAUCCCGCGCUGCCGAGAGACGGAGACGCAACCCACUGGCCACACCACCGGUAAACCACGAGGGAAAAGGUCAGAUACGAGGCCGUCACGACGCCCAUGCAAAGGCCGAUGUUCCAGCGCCGGCGCAAAAUAUGGUGGCCGCAGACGUGAUGCCUUCAGCAAAGGUCGGGUAGCCAAUGACAUGGAAGCCGAGCUCGAAAUCGCCAGUUUGGGGUGCCGCCGCAGGACGAUCCAGCGUUGUUACGCUGACGCUUAAAAUGGAACUGUCAGUUAAAGACUCAAUUGAGCAAUGAAACGAGUUGGCGUUGACCUACACAACGAUAAAGACAGCGAUGUAAACGGAGAGAAACCCUGCCCAAGUCAACCACGCAAUCUUCUCAAACUUGCGGACACAGCUCAUAAGGAAGAUAAUAAUAGUGGCCACGAUCAUGAACGAGUUUGUGCAGGUAGCAUGGUUCGACAAGGCAUUGAGCGCCACCGAGGUGCCAACAAUACCGGUUGCGCACACAAUAAGAUAUGUGACUAGGAAGAUACCUCCCGUCACCUCUUUAAGCCAGGUACCGCCCAUAACGUAGGACAUGUCGGCAAUGGAAUGGCAGCCUGCGUGCGAGUUUCUGAAAUUGCCCUGCACAAUGGCACAAUAGGUGUUGAGGAGCUGCCAUCCCACGACAUUAAUGGCUCCCGGGGCCGCCCCUAGGACGAACAUGGCCGAUGGAAUAGUCAAGACACCGGUAGCGAAAAUCAAUUUGAGGAAGAUGAUAGAAGCAUGAAUCCAACCUUGGUUGGCAAAUUAGCGUUUUUGUUGUUGCGUGAUCAAGCACAUGUUAUUUUAUGAAAACUUACCAACUGUUCGAAAAUUGACACUGCCCUCGCGGGUCUUGAAGAUCUCAAAGGAGUCGUUAUUUUCCAUCUUGGCUUCUUGGGUGCUGUGUCUGCUACAGGUUGGGGCUGUGACCACAGCAUUGGUCUUUUUAGCAUCGGACAUGGUGGCAAUGACUUGGACGAAUGGAUGCUGAAUUGCAAAAUGUUCAAUCACAGGUUGCGUUUACGGUGGCAUGCGCCGUCGACGUGUUGAGACGAAUUGUUGGAGGCUGGUAUGUCAAUAUAUAUAAGUCGAGUACAAGGCUGCCUUGCAUUUUACUCAGUAAACCCAGACGGAAGAUGACGAUCCGCCUCUAUGAUCUCAGAGCAAGAUAACGAAGGUGGGUGGAGAACUUGGGGGCUAUUACAAACUCCAACACAGGUAGCUCUUUGUGCGUGAGAUCCUUGGAGCUUAUUAUUGUCCUGGAGCCACUCGAGUAGCUGAGAUUCUGUGACUGCAGCUUCGGAAUCAAAGCAGGCACGCAGAAGACUCUCGUUAAGGAGAUUAAGGGGGCAGAUGAUGGGAGAACCUUGCAGUUAACGCUAGCUAGUGUGAACCAAACAGGUGAUCGUCGCUAGCGGCGAUUGUCAAGCCCGGGCUUUCACCGCUUGUUACGUCGUUAGGUGCUGAUUAGUAGCUAAAUAGCUGCCUUUACUGUAUACGAUAUAUAUCAAUAUAUUCCGUUUCCCG
Messenger RNA from [Torrubiella] hemipterigena, 3709 nucleotides. The record is from the annotation of a GenBank genome assembly. NCBI's taxonomy places the organism in Eukaryota, Fungi, Ascomycota, Sordariomycetes, Hypocreales, Clavicipitaceae.